Messenger RNA from Anisakis simplex (herring worm), 345 nucleotides. The record is from the annotation of a GenBank genome assembly. NCBI's taxonomy places the organism in Eukaryota, Metazoa, Nematoda, Chromadorea, Rhabditida, Anisakidae.
AUGAGUGUGCUCGACUUGUGCUCGACUCAACCGAAAGCGUUUCAGACGGCUGCUGAUAUUGGAGGCAUAUCGAUGUAUGACAUUUCAAUUUACGGUGGUGAUAAGACGAGACUCACAAAGAAAGAACGUAUGAGGCGGAGAGCACGUAGAAUGAUCAAAGCUGGUUUACGUGAAGAUCAUGCAUUGAUUCAAUGUUUGAAGCAUUUAUUUGCAAGCGGCUCCGUGCCAAGUGCGCUAGGCUUUAGUAUGAAAGGUCAGGGCUUCGGAAAAACCGCGUGGCGGAGGCCUGGUCUGUGGUUGAUGAUUAGGCCUAUAUUGAGGCUGAUGCCUGGUGCUUGGGCUUAA